GAGCGGGGGGGUCCCAAGCAGGAAUGCACCAAUGCGGCGCGGGAGGGGCGUGGUUGUCAUGGCCACAGGACUGGGACGCCGAGGCCUAGCACAGGACCCGGGCCCGGCGUUUCUUCUCCGCUGUUGCUACUGAUUCCUCCGGUUCCCCAGCACUCCUGGAGACCGCCGCGCCCGGGGGCCAGCGUGCCGGUCUCUCUCCAGCAGCCUGUCCCAGUAGGGCGUUCCCUCCAUCCCAGGCUUGCUGACCCCAUCUCUUCCUGGCCGGGUGGCCCCGUUGUUCCCGGGCCGUGUCCCACACCAUGGCUCACCUCCUGGGCCACCGCGGCUGCAUGGAGAGCCUGCGGGCCGACCUGCGGGACCUGCAGGCCGCCAUCGCCGACGUGUCCUCCCGGACCGGCGCCGUGCGCUUCCCCUCCUGGAAGUUCCCCGACAAGGUGUCCUGCGAGCUGGACAUGUCGGUGCUGCUGCAGCGCUACAGGCACAGCGACAGCGAGCCCCAGUUCAGCCAGCACGCUCAUGUGGUGCUGCUGGAGCUGCUCAUAGACAGGCUGCUGCUGCUGCUGCAGAGCUUCACUGGCUAUGCCGAGACGCUGCUGAGCGGGCGAGCGGUGCCGCUGGCGCGGGGCCUGGGGCCCUGCAUGUCCGCGGGGCUCACGGCCAGGACCUUCUGGAGCACCAUGCUCAAACUUGGGGCCUUCUGCCAGCAGCUCCAGGAUGAGGAGAAGGUUUGCAAGCGGGAGAUCCCCACACAGCAAUCCACUCCACCUUCUGCUCCCCAGGCUGGGAAAUAUCAGAAGGAGCACCUUAAAUGCCUCUUGCCGGAUGUUUUGGAGUCAGGAACUGCCCCAGAGGCUGCCCAGUCAUCUGUGUGCCCAUGUCCAAGUGUCCAUGUGCCGGCCAGCUCAGACAGCUCCCAGCCCAGGGCUGGCCCCAGCCUGGCUCCGAGCACCCGCAGUGUCCCCACGCAGACUCCAGGGUCACCCCUGGGCUCCUGUGACACCUGCUCCAGCACCCAGGCCAGCCUCCACGAGGUGAGCAGAGCCAUCACCAGCAUCUGCCAGAGCCAGAACAUCCCCUCUGCUCUCAGCAAAUUCCAGGAGGUGCUGAAGGACAGCGCAGAGAGAAGGAACCUCUCUGCAACAGACAUGAGCUACUGGGCCUCGGAGCAGAGCAAGGCCCUCUCCCGGAUCAAUAAACACCUCCAGGGGCUGCUGCAGCAGGUGAACCCCCUGAAGGCUGAGCUGGAAGAGAUGGGCAAACAGGAGGAGAAGCUGCAGAAACAGGUUGAGGACUUUUCCAGGAAGCUGCAGGCAGAGAAGGACGCCCGAACAGAGCAGCAGAGGAAGGCUGAGCAGAGCCUGAAAGCCAAGGACAAGGAGCAUUCCGAGGCUGUGGCCAGGCUGGAGCAGGACAAGGACGACCUCCGGAGAGGAGCUGCUCUGCUGGAGGAGCGACUCUCAGCCCUGAAGGAGGAGCUGGCAGCGAAGCAGGUGGCUGUGCAGGAGCUGGCAUCUCACCCCUACCCAGCCUGGGCCAUGGUGGCUGUGUCUUCCCAGAGCUCUCCAAGACCACCUUGCUGGAAAGGAUGACCACAAUGGUGGCCCGGAGCCAGGUGCUGGAGCUGGAGGAGAAGGUGCAGGUGCUUAUAGGCCAGAGGGACAGCCUGCACCAGGAGCUGA
Molecule: messenger RNA, 1679 nt
Organism: Cyanistes caeruleus (blue tit)
Lineage: Eukaryota; Metazoa; Chordata; Aves; Passeriformes; Paridae
Source: RefSeq, a predicted model, not a curated record